AUUCUUCGGGAUCAAUAAGCUGAGAUUAUUACAAUAUCAUCUCUUUUGGAAGAAUUUUUAUGUGGGUUCACCAACUCUGGUAUGGGUUUCAUCAUCCUCCUCAAACGAGGAGAGUUUUUCACAACUAUGCCUCCCUUCUAUGAACGGAGAUGCUCUCUCGGAUUCUCUGCUGAGUCCUUGUUUCAACUUACUUACCGGUUUGUUACUUUGCGUAGCGGUCUGUACGGGGCCAGAAAGUGCAAUCGAGACUACUUCGGUUUUUCUCGUUGGUGAGGGUUGUCCCUCAACGUCACUUGUGACUAUUUCUCAGCUAUCCGACUUUGUUGUAGCUUCUUCGACGCAUUCAAACUUUGUUUUGAAUUCGCUGUCAACUUCAUAUGGAGACUUAUCCUGUUUGAUCUCAUUUUUCAUUUUAGUUUAUGAUUUGUCUUCAAGAAGAUGUCUAAUUCCCUCUUUCCCUUGUAGUCCUUGAAGUUAAGUUUUAAUGAAAGUUGUGUUUCAAAAAAAAAAAAAAAAAAAAAAUACAAGGAAAUGCCAAAGUGUGACAUAACUUAUGAGUUUGAAUGUUUAAGGUUUUGAGUUAUUUUCUUUAAGAUUAAUAAAAGAGUUAUUCUUAUUAAAAAUUCUUGAAUUCGAUCGAGCUUUAUAAAGAAAUCGUCAUAGAAACCCUUGGUACCGCAAAAUCAAACGUGCAAUGGAUCCUUCAGUCGAUGGUGUUGAUAUGAUCAGCUCGAUGCCGCCUGAGAUCCUUCACCAUAUCCUCUCAUUUAUUCGAACUCAGUAUGCGAUCAGAACGUCGGUGUUGUCCAGAGGGUGGAGGCAUGUAUGGUGCGAGACACCUUUUCUCGACUUUGAUUGUUUCCACAGAUAUGGAAUUAGGCGACAGCUGACGGCUCAAGAUAUAAGCCAAACCCUAAUUCUAUACAGGGCUCCGAAAAUCACGAGUUGUCAUCUUCGUAUGCCACGAAAUUUACGUGAACACGAGAUGAAUAGCUGGAUCGAGUUUGUUGUGUCCCGCAAUGUGGAGAAGCUGUCUCUUUUCUUCGAUUGUUACCCUAAUCACGUUUUCGAGAAGAUCUUCUAUCUCAGUUCCUCCUUAAAGCAGCUCUGCAUUUGGCAUUGUGAUAUGAUGAUUCCGGGAUGCACAGUAUCUUUGAAAUCCCUAAGGAAGUUAAAAUUGUGGGACUGUCAUCUCUACGAUGAAUCUGUUGCUAAUAUUCUCUCUGGCUCUCCAGUUCUUGAAACCUUGAGGUUGGAUUACUGUACAGGACCUCAACGUCUUGAUCUGAGUAAAUCACCUAGUUUGAGAAGACUAAAGAUUCUCUGGUGCCCAGGGCCAACCGAGAUUGUAGCUCCGCACGUCCAUUAUUUGAGUUUGAGCAACUCUAGUGAGCCACCACCUACUUUAGUGGAUGUCUCUUCUUUGACCGAAGCUAGCAUUGACAUAAUUGAUUCAGUGAACCUUUGCCGUCUUUUGAAUGCUGAUUUUCUCCAAACCAUGGUGUUAAAAAUGCUUGCAAAAUUACAAAACGUUAAGAGGCUUACUUUUACCGGACCCAUUCUUGAGAUUCUCUCUCUCGCUGAGCUCCAUGGUGUUCCUUUCCCAACGUUCAAGGUUGAAACUUUGACUGUUGAAACAAAUUUUACAAGAUAUGUUAUUCCUGGUUUAGCAAGGUUACUACAGAAUUCACCUGAGCUAAAAAUGCUAAUAGCACACGCGGGAUACCAGGUCGGCAUACAGGUAUUUUUUCCUCAUAAACAUCUUUCAUUUUCUUGUAUUUUAAUAAGACCAUGCAAACUAGUAACUGACUAGGAAGGUGCCAUGGACAAUGUCUUUCACUUUUUAUUGGGCGGCGCUAAUGUAUAUAAAAUUGAUCUUUUUGAACAGUCACAAGUGUUAUAUGCUUUUGUGAUAACUUUGUUAUCCUCUACAGGACAGGGAUCUGGACAGAUAUAUGGAUUCAGAAGGUUUGAAUCGCGAUGAAUGCUGGAGAUCAAAAUAUGAGGUAUUUCCUACCUCACUUGAGUUUUGUAGGAUGAUACGUUGUAAGGAUGAAAUGUGGAAGCUCAUGGCUUCGUUCAUGGAAAUGGUGAUAAGAAACGUAAAAACACUAGAGACGUUGGUGGUAGGGUUGGAAUAUGUUGUUAGUGAUGCAAGAUGGUUUGGACUUCAGAUGAUUCCAACGCUUUCUAACAACAAUAAUGUCUCCAUUGUGCUCAAACGCUAAAUAUUUGUAUUAUGUGUGUUAUUUGGUUUUUAAUAUUAUAAAAACAUGUUAGAGAGUGAAACACAAAGACUGAAUUAUUUUUAUAUAUGAACUUUUUUGAGUAAAAUUUUACAGGAGUAUAUUUGGGUGUUGCUCAUAUUUAUAAGCUUUAGAUAUAAGAUUGCUCAGUAGAUGAAUCAACUAAUAAAAUGUUACACGUCAAGUGUAUAAAUCAAGUUAAGGAACGCUUACAAUAAAGUCAAAUCUAUGUGUGUCAUCAGAGGCUUUGAUGUUCUUGUGUUCACUUAUAUUAUUCUCCUCUAUCCUUGUAAGUUGUAACAAAGUUUUGCACGAGCUGUUUCAAGUUGCUUCAUCACUUUCACGCAACAACAAGGUCUCCACUAUGCUCAAGUAACAACUCAUUGUUCGCACCAAGAAUACACCACACACUCUGUCUCUCAAAAACCAAUCCAUAGUAUUGAUUCUCACUUAUCAUGAAAUCUAUCACUAUUCU
Brassica napus (rape) is the source of this 2721-nucleotide messenger RNA. Its product is annotated as putative F-box/LRR-repeat protein At3g28410. The record is from RefSeq and is a predicted model, not a curated record. NCBI's taxonomy places the organism in Eukaryota, Viridiplantae, Streptophyta, Magnoliopsida, Brassicales, Brassicaceae. Bases 695 to 1813 code for a protein of 372 amino acids. Gene Ontology annotation, molecular function: protein binding. The transcript is spliced from 2 exons.